Molecule: messenger RNA, 1353 nt
Organism: Erpetoichthys calabaricus (reedfish)
Lineage: Eukaryota; Metazoa; Chordata; Cladistia; Polypteriformes; Polypteridae
Product: tigger transposable element-derived protein 4-like
Exons: 2
Coding region: 1-1353 (450 amino acids)
Cellular component (GO): nucleus
Molecular function (GO): DNA binding
Source: RefSeq, a predicted model, not a curated record
AUGUUUGAACGGAGUAAGUUUGAGCCAGAGCGAACGGCCAAGCACGAGGAUUUAGAGACGGCUUUACUUGUUUGGUUCAAACAAGCGAGAUCUCAGAAUGCUCCCAUAUCAGGACCUUUAAUGCUAGAAAGAAGCAAUGAACUUGCUAAACAAAUGGGUAUUACAUUUUCUGCAAAUCCAGGAUGGUUGGAACGUUACAAGAAAAGAAAUGGCAUAGUACUAAAAAAUGUUUGCGGUGAAGCUAAUCAAGUUUUACCGACCAUGACAGCAAAUUGGUUUCAGUCUACGUUGCCUUCGAUUCUUGAAGAAUAUGAAGCGAAAGAUGUCUUCAACGCGGACGAAACUGGGUUAUUUUACCGCUGCUUACCCAAUAAAACUUUAUCGUUUAAGGGACAAUCGUGUUCAGGGGGGAAACUGUCUAAAGAACGGAUUACGGUAUUGGUAGAUUGCAAUUCGGAUGGUUCUGAAAAACUACCCCUAUUUGUUAUUGGCAAAAGUUUGAAAGCGCAGUGUUUUAAGAAUGUAAGAACAUUACCGGUCGAAUAUACAGCAAACAAAAAGGCAUGGAUGGUAGCUACGAUGUUCACCGAUUGGAUCGUAAAGUUAGAUGAGCGAUUCUUACGAGAAAAGCGCAAGGUUGCAAUGAUAAUUGAUAAUUGUCCGGCUCACCCCAACGUUAUAUUGAAAGCUAUAAAGCUUAUCUUUUUGCCUCCGAAUACAACAAGUGUCUUGCAGCCUUGUGAUCAAGGGAUUAUACAAAACAUGAAAUUUUUCUACCGGAAGCAAUUGCUUCGAAAAUAUUUACUCGCAAUCGAAGCAAAUGAAGAUUUCUCAAUCAAUUUAUUAGAUGCUCUUCAUAUGUUGCACUCUGCAUGGAAUUCAGUGACUCCAAGGACGAUUGAAAAUUGUUUUCGUCAUGCAGGAUUCUCAAAAGUAUCAGAUUCUUUGGUGCCAAAAGAAAUGGAGAAGGAGGAUAUUGAAACUGAGCCGACACUUAAUGAAAUGUUUGAGAAAGUUUCUGUAUUAUUGGACUGUCCUACUGUAUCAUCGGAAGAAUUCGUUGCAGUAGAUGAUGAUAAUGUGUGUACAGCCCCAAUUAUGACAGACAAAGACAUUUUGGAGUUUGUUCAAAGCUCAAAAAAUAUCAUUGAUGCAGAUUCCGACAACGAAAAUGAAAUGAAUAAUGCAGCUCCUGUUCCCACGUCAUCCGAAAUGAGGAACAUCAUGAAAAGCAAUAUCAUCUUGGAAGGAGUGCUGCCCAUGAUGAAACUGCAGCAACUGAGGCUUCUAACAUUUGAACCAGUGGCUCCAUUUGUGUCUGUCAGAAAAAAGUCAUACCAACUUGGUGCAUAA